This is a messenger RNA of Lichtheimia ornata, 555 nucleotides long. RefSeq lists its product as uncharacterized. The transcript is spliced from 3 exons. Lineage: Eukaryota; Fungi; Mucoromycota; Mucoromycetes; Mucorales; Lichtheimiaceae. The record is from RefSeq and is a predicted model, not a curated record. The coding region runs from base 1 to 555 and encodes 184 amino acids.
AUGGCAUCCACUCGACUAUUGCUCCUCAAUGGAUUUUCGUUUAGACAGCUAUUCAUUGCCCAUCAUGCACACUCACCAAACAAAGACCGGUGGGAACUAUUGCAGGAGCUAAAGAAAGAUCUGAAGGAGAUCCGUUACAUGAAGGGGCCUCUUGCGACGAGCCAACAAGCUCUUGACCAAGUGGAAGAAGCAUGUACCUUCCAUCAACAAUAUCGACAUUACAAGCUCGUCAUGCACACCAAGCAGCUCUGCCAGUGGGAAGGAACCACAUCAAGCAACGGUGCAAAAUGGGUUGUAAAUUUUGUACGAAUGUUCUGCUCAAGGUACAGUGAAAAUACUGCAUACAUGAAAUUCUAUCACUCACCUAAUAUCAAUGGGUUAGAGGAACGACUUGAGGAUACGCUGUUGACCGUGAAGAAGAUCGUUGCAAGCGACAAAGAGAACAUGGCUCCUCUUCCGCAGCUUGUUGCAAGUGAAGAACAUCGCUAUCAAAACGGCUUAUGGCCUUCUUUUCGUGCGAUCGUUGGUUGCCAUGGCAAAGGAAGAAGCGCGUAG